Molecule: messenger RNA, 1044 nt
Organism: Solanum stenotomum
Lineage: Eukaryota; Viridiplantae; Streptophyta; Magnoliopsida; Solanales; Solanaceae
Product: LEAF RUST 10 DISEASE-RESISTANCE LOCUS RECEPTOR-LIKE PROTEIN KINASE-like 1.3
Exons: 1
Coding region: 148-1044 (298 amino acids)
Molecular function (GO): polysaccharide binding
Source: RefSeq, a predicted model, not a curated record
UAAGUGAAGUCAUUUUUAUCACCCAAUUUCCUAUGUAUAUCAUCUUCUUCAUGCUUUAUUUCCACCUACUUUUCUACUCACCAUAGUCUUGUUUAAUAAUCCAUUGCCUCCUUCCUUUAGCCACAUCCAUUUCUCAAUUUUCUCCAAAUGAAUUCGCAAAGCUUUUACUUCUACUCUUUGCUCACUCUGUUUUCAUCACUUAUACUAAUUCAUGUACCUCAAGGUUCGAGUAAUCCUAAUGAAUUCUACCAGACUUGUGGGAAAACGUAUACAUGUGGCGAUAUUAAGGGAUUAACUUAUCCUUUUAUGAGUGUCGAUGAUCCUUCCUUCUGUGGCUAUCCUGGUUUUGAGCUCAACUGCAAUCAGGAUGGUAGUACUACAAUGGAAAUCGAAAACAUCAAGUAUCGAGUUUUAAACGUACUUCCAACAACCCAAACGAUAAGGAUUCUGAGGGAGGAUAUCAUGGAAUCAAUUUGUCCUGUUGAUUUGGUUAACACCACUCUGGAUUACUCCCUCUUCGAUUUCGCCUCUGGCUAUACGAAUUUGACCUUUCUAUACGAUUGCCCUGUUGCAUCACACUUUGCGGAAAUGGAUGGUACUUUUGCUUGUAGAAAAAGCAAAUAUCACAAUGUUUUCGUACUGCCUGGUGCUGUAGGCCCGGGGAAGUGCGAUGCCAGUGUCACAGUUCCAGUGCCUCAGAUGAGUGCUGGUAAUGUAGGAUCAUUGAAUUCAUCAGGUUUGGCACAAGUACUACAAGAGGGGUUUGAAAUAAGAUGGAAACUUGAUAGUAAAACCUGCAGUAAAUGUAUCGAAGAAAAGGGAAGAUGCGGAUAUGAUGAAUAUUCGAAGCAAACAACUUGCUUUUGUCCUGGUCCUCCUUAUGCAUCUGCUUCUUGUCCAGUUUCUACUUUUGGGCUCCCUACUUAUGGAUUCGCACCACCAUUACCAAUAUCUAUACCAUCUCCAUCUCCAUCUCCAGGUAAAUGUUCUUGUUUUCCUAAAACUAUUUCCGGCUCAAUUUGCCUUCUUAGUCAACGGAUUUGA